Molecule: messenger RNA, 2136 nt
Organism: Beta vulgaris subsp. vulgaris (sugar beet)
Lineage: Eukaryota; Viridiplantae; Streptophyta; Magnoliopsida; Caryophyllales; Amaranthaceae
Product: 2-methylpropanoate--CoA ligase CCL4
Exons: 1
Coding region: 206-1942 (578 amino acids)
Source: RefSeq, a predicted model, not a curated record
GCGAACAACACUCCAAGACUAAAAAUAAACAACUAUUACAUGUUUAUACGAAAUCAUCAUACUAAUAAAUAUAGCUCUCUUCAACAAUAUAGUAUACCCCUAACCCAUAAAAAGAAAAGAAACCACCACAUUCCCGGCCAAAUAAUCAACCAUUAUUGAAAAUAAUUUCAUCUGCUUCUCUAAGGUAGCAGACUUGUGUGUGAUCAUGGAACUACUCAUGCCAUUCCCACCAAAUUCAGUCCCUCUUUCGCCAAUCAACUUCUUAGAAAGAGCAUCCACGGCAUACGCGGACUGCCCUUCACUUGUGUACAACAACAACAAUUGUAACAACAACAAUUUUAACAUCAACAACAACAAUAACCACAACAACGCAAUCUCCUACAGUUGGGACCAAACUCAUCGUCGAUGCGUCCAGGCCGCAUCCUCCAUCAAGUCCCUCGGCGUGAAACAGGGGGACGUGGUGUCGGUCCUAGCCCCCAACGUCCCCGCCAUGUACGAGCUCCAGUUCUCAAUUCCCAUGGCGGGGGCGAUCGUUAACAACAUCAACACUCGUCUCGAUCCACGGACGCUUUCGGUUCUACUUCGUCACAGCCACUCAAAGCUCAUCUUCGUCGACCAACUUCUCCAGCCACUUCUCCUCCAGGCGCUCGCUCUUUUCCCUCCUGGAACUCCUCGUCCAAUUAUAGUCCUCAUAAAAGACACGGAUGUGGAAAAUGUUACCAACGGAAGCAAUAAUGUUGGUGACUACAAACAGCUGGUUGAAGGCGGAAACCCAAGUUUCGAGUGGGUUCGGCCUAAGAGCGAGUGGGAUCCCAUCGCUCUAAACUACACCUCUGGCACGACAAACUCCCCCAAGGGGGUGCUCGUAAGCCAUAGAGGUAACUACAUUUUAGCGAUGGAUACGCUCCUCGAGUGGUCGGUCCCUAAGCAACCUGUCUACUUAUGGACGUUACCCAUGUUCCACGCUAACGGCUGGAGCUUAACAUGGGGGAUGGCUGCAGUAGGGGCAACCAAUAUCUGUCUCCGGAAAUUUGAUGCCCCCACUGUGUUCGAGGCCAUCAACCACCACAAGGUGACCCACAUGUGUGGUGCACCUGUUGUUCUAAACAUGCUAGCUAACUUACCUAGUGCAAAACCUUUGGAGAAGCCGGUUGAGAUCCUAACUGCAGGAGCUCCACCACCCGCGUCUGUUCUCUUUCGAACUGAGUCCCUUGGGUUUGUUGUUAGUCACGGGUAUGGGCUCACUGAAACUGGUGGGUUGGUGGUGAACUCUGCAUGGAAGUCAAAGUGGAACAACUAUCCUGCAGAGGAGCGAGCUAGGCUUAAGGCCAGACAAGGGGUAGGGUCUCUAGGGAUGACUGAGGUUAAUAUUUUAGAUCCAAAAACGGGUCAACCCGUACAAAGAGACGGGUUGACCUUAGGAGAAGUUGUACUAAGAGGGGGGAGUAUCAUGCUAGGGUAUUUAAAAGAUCCAGAAGGGACAUCUAAGUCCAUGACCCGAACCGGAUGGUUUCGAACUGGUGAUGUGGGGGUCAUACACCCUGAUGGAUACCUAGAAAUCAAAGAUAGGCUCAAGGAUAUUAUCAUAAGUGGUGGAGAAAAUAUAAGUAGCGUCGAGGUGGAGGCGGUAUUAUACACUCACCCAGCGGUGAAUGAGGCGGCAGUGGUGGCUCGCCCCGAUGAGUUUUGGGGUGAGACACCAUGUGCUUUCUUAAGCUUGAAGAGAAAGGGUAAGGAAGAGGUGACAGAGAAGGAAAUAAUAGGGUAUUGUAGGGAGAGGAUGGCUCACUACAUGGUUCCGAAGACGGUUGUUUUUCAGGAGGAGCUGCCCAAGACUUCCACCGGUAAAGUUCAGAAGUUUUUGUUAAGGGAAAUGGCUAACGCUAUGGGCCCACUUAAGGUAAAAUCUUACACUAAUAAGGUUAUUACUCAGAUGCAGUAGUGUUAGAAGUUUGAUCAAGACUUUGGGUCAAGUAUUAAGAGCUUCUUUUUUCUUACUGUUUCUUGGAAGGUUGAUGUUGUAGAAUUUGGCAUAGUUUGUUGUCAUCACUUUAAUACAAGUGAAUUAUUGAGUAUGUUGGGUUAUGUUUAGUAAUAUGCAUUUGUAAGCAAGAAAUGUACUUUCAUAGGAACGCA